CCAAGAACUGCCAGAUUCAACUGACAAGGUUAUAAGUUGAUUUCAGUUUUAGACAAGAGAUCAUGAAGAUUCUUCUAGUGCUGUGUGAGGUGACUUGCAUUUUGGCGGCAAUCUCUUCACUCACUUUUGAUCCAACAUUGGAUGAACAUUGGAUGAACUGGACAACACUUCAUGAGAAACAAUAUGGAAAGAAUGAAGAAAAGUGGAGGAGAUUAAUAUGGGAGAAAAACCUCAAAAACAUUAAACGUCAUAACCUGGAGUAUUCAAUGGGUAAACAUACAUUUCGCAUGGAGAUGAAUCAUUUUGGUGAUAUGACUAGUGAAGAGUUCACACAAAUUAUGAAUGGAUUUACUCCAAGGAACUCACAGAACACAGCUUUCAAUGAGCCAAUGCUCCAGCAAAAUGACUUUGUAGAAAUUCCCCAGUCCAUUGACUGGCGUGUACAUGGCUAUGUUACUGAAGUGAAGAACCAGGGACACUGUGGCUCAUGCUGGGCUUUUAGUGCCACUGGGUCACUAGAGGGGCAGAUCUUCAGGAAGACAGGGCAACUCAUCUCACUAAGUGAACAGAAUCUUAUUGACUGCUCGAGACAUGUUGGAAACAGAGGAUGUCAUGGUGGAUGGGUAAAACAAGCCUUGAAAUAUGUACAGAGCAAUGGUGGAAUAGACACCGAGUCUUCCUAUCCCUAUACUGGAAUGGAUGAGCAGCCUUGCAGAUAUAAACCUCAGUACAGUAUUGUCAACUGUACUGGGUUGAAGAGAGUCCUUAAGGGCAGCGAGAAAGCACUGGCGAUGGCAGUGGCCUCCAUUGGACCUGUAUCAGUUGGAGUUGAUGCAGGCCACUUGUCCUUCCAAUUCUAUCACUCUGGGAUUUAUCAUGAAAGCUUGUGCAGCAACUCCAAGGUGAACCAUGCAAUGCUGGUGGUGGGAUAUGGAAGUUACGGUGAAGGAGAAGAUGUACAGAAUUACUGGAUAAUUAAAAACAGCUGGGGAGAACUGUGGGGCACCAAUGGCUACAUGUUCCUUGCCAAGGACAUGAACAAUCAAUGUGGCAUUGCCUCUUAUGCAAUUUAUCCUCUGGUGGAAUGA
Pristis pectinata (smalltooth sawfish) is the source of this 1088-nucleotide messenger RNA. Its product is annotated as procathepsin L-like. Gene Ontology annotation, biological process: immune response. Gene Ontology annotation, cellular component: lysosome. The transcript is spliced from 8 exons. NCBI's taxonomy places the organism in Eukaryota, Metazoa, Chordata, Chondrichthyes, Rhinopristiformes, Pristidae. The record is from RefSeq and is a predicted model, not a curated record. Gene Ontology annotation, molecular function: cysteine-type endopeptidase activity. The coding region runs from base 63 to 1088 and encodes 341 amino acids.